GGCUUAUAACCACAACUUCAAGAAAGCUAGAUCGUGAACAACAAGCAGAACAUUUUCUCGAGGUCACAGUAACGGAUGGAGGGGUCUCUCCCAAGCAGUCUACGGUAUGGCUAGUGGUGCAGGUUUUGGAUGAAAACGAUAACAAGCCUCAGUUCCCAGAGAAAGUCUAUCAGGUCAAGUUGCCUGAAAGGGACCGGAAGAAGAGAGGGGAGCCCAUAUACCGAGCCUUUGCCUUCGACAAGGACGAAGGCUCCAACGCCGAGAUUUCCUACAGCAUUGUGGAUGGAAACGAAGACGCCAAGUUCUUCAUUGACCCCAAGACCGGGAUGGUUUCUUCGCGAAAGCAGUUCACUGCGGGGAGCUACGACAUCUUAACCAUCAAAGCAGUUGACAACGGCCGGCCCCAGAAGUCUUCUACAGCACGCCUCCACAUUGAAUGGAUUAAGAAACCACCUCCAUCCCUCAUUCCUCUGACUUUCGAUGAGCCCUUCUAUAACUUCACCAUCAUGGAAAGCGACCGAGUGACGGAAAUUGUCGGCGUGGUCUCCGUGCAGCCGGCUAACAUCCCCUUGUGGUUUGACAUCGUCGGUGGCAAGCAUGCCCGGGAGAUGUUCUAUACCCUACAGACAGCUUGUGGGCAGAACUGCUCAACCGAAGGGGGGAAUUUCGAGAGCUCUUUCGAAGCGGACAAAGGUGUGGGGACGAUUGUCGUCGCAAAACCCUUGGACGCGGAGCAGAGGUCGAUGUACAACAUGACAGUGGAAGUCACCGAUGGAACCAAUGUAGCCAGCACUCAGGUAUUAAUCAAAGUUUUGGACAACAACGAUAACGGUCCAGAAUUUUCCCACCCAAACUACGAUGUGAUGAUUUCUGAGGACAUCAUGCCUGACACCGAGAUCCUUCAAGUAGAAGCCAUGGACAGAGAUGAGAAGCACAAGCUCAGCUACAUCAUUCACAGCAGCCUCGAUUCCAUCAGCAUGAGAAAAUUCAGGAUGGAUCCCAACACCGGCGUGCUCUACACCGCUGAGCGCUUAGAUCACGAAGCUCAAGAUAAGCACAUCCUCAACAUAAUGGUUCGAGACCAGGAGUUUCCCUACCGGCGUAACUUGGCGAGGAUCAUUGUAAACGUGGAGGAUUCCAACGAUCACAGUCCUUACUUCACCAGUCCUCUGUACGAAGCCUCUGUCUUUGAAUCGGCUGCCGUUGGAUCUGCAGUGUUGCAGGUCACUGCCCUGGACAAAGAUAAAGGAGAGAACGCAGAGCUGAUGUACACCAUAGAAGCAGGGAAUACCGGAAACACGUUCAGGAUUGAACCAAUCCUAGGCAUCAUUACCGUGCUGAAAGAACCAGACCUGACCACCAUGAACCAGUUUGUGCUAUCAGUUAAAGCGUCCGACCAGGGUUCUCCCCCGUUGUCAGCUACUGCCAUUGUCCGCAUAUCUGUGACGAUGUCGGACAACUCCCACCCCAAAUUCACGCACAAGGAAUGGCAAGCUGAAAUCAAUGAAAAUGUUGAUUUUGGGACUUCGGUUAUCCAAGUCUCGGCGAUCAGUCAGUCUACAUUAGUGUACGAAGUCAAAGAUGGCAACGUAGAUGGAGCCUUCAUGAUCAACCCUUAUUCUGGAGUCAUCACGAGCCAGAAGUCUCUUGAUUAUGAACACACUUCCUCUUACCAGCUCACAGUGCAAGCCACAAACAUGGCAGGGAUGGCAUCAAAUGCCACGGUAAACAUCCAGAUAGUGGAUGAAAAUGACAACCCACCUGUUUUUCUUUUUUCUCAGUACUUGGGCAGCAUCAGUGAAGCCGCACCUGUCAAUAGCAUUGUCCGGAGUGUGGGAAACAAUCCACUUGUAAUACGAGCCACGGAUGCUGAUAGUAAUCAAAACGCACUGCUCGUCUACCAGAUUGUUGAGUCAACCGCCAAGAAUUAUUUUACGGUAGACUCUAGUACUGGUGCAAUUAGAACGAUUGCUGAUUUGGAUCACGAAACCAUUGCUCAUUUCUACUUCCACGUUCACGUUCGAGAUAGUGGCAAUCCGCAGCUUACUGCAGAAAGUCCUGUGGAAGUUACCAUUGAUGUAAUGGAUGUCAACGAUAAUCCUCCAGUUUUCAGCCAGGCAAUGUUUGAAACCAUCUUGCUUCUACCGACUUACGUGGGAGUGGAGGUUCUACAAGUCAAGGCCGUGGACCCAGAUUUAGAAGUCCCGUCUGAACUGACUUACAGCCUGAUUGAAGGGAACACAGAAUAUUUUCUCGUUGAUUCAAUUUCUGGGGUGUUAACCAUAAAAAACAACAGCCUUUCCAAAGACCAUUACAUGCUGAUCGUGAAAGUGUCCGAUGGGAAAUUUUACAGUAGUGCUAUUGUGACAAUAAUGGUCAAGGAAGCCAUGGACAGCGGUCUUCACUUCACUCAGAGCCAUUAUUCUACAUCAAUCUUGGAGAACAGUACCAACGUCACCAAGGUAGCAGUGGUCAGUGCGAUUGGAAACCGUCUGAACGAGCCUUUGAAGUAUAGCAUAUUAAACCCAGGGAACAAAUUCAAGAUCAAACCCACUUUAGGCCUUAUUCAAACUGUUGGCCUCCCGUUUGACAGAGAAGAACAGGAAUUAUAUGAAUUGGUGGUGGAGGCUAGUCGUGAGCUGGACCAUCUACGGGUGGCCAGAGUGGUUGUCCGAGUUCUCAUUGAAGACAUCAACGACAAUGCUCCGGUAUUUGUUGGUCUUCCAUACUAUGCUGCCGUUCAAGUUGAGGCUGAUCCUGGCACUCUGAUAUACCGAGUGAGGGCCAUUGAUAAAGACAAGGGUGCAAAUGGGGAUGUGUCUUACCUAUUGAAGGAGGACUACGGCCACUUUGAAAUCGACAGUCAUAGUGGGAGCAUCACUUUGAAAGCGCCCUUUAACUCCGACUUAUCCAAUAUAGAAUAUUUAAUUAUUGUCAUAGCUAAAGACGGAGGGGACCCGUCACUGUCUGCUUCUGUGGAACUGCCCAUCACCAUUGUUAAUAAGGCCAUGCCCAUCUUUGACAAGCCCUUCUACACAGCCUCUGUCAAUGAAGACAUAGACAUGAACACCCCGAUCCUGAGCAUCAAUGCUACCAGCCCAGAAGGUCAAGGUAUCAUUUACAUCAUAGUAGACGGGGACCCUUAUAAUCAGUUCAACAUCGACUUUGACACAGGAGUCCUCAGUGUCAUCAGUCCAUUAGACUAUGAACUCAAUCCCAUUUUCAAGUUGACGGUGAGAGCCAGUGAUGCUCUUACUGGAGCCCGAGCUGAAGUUACGGUGGACUUGAUUAUCAAGGAUGUCAAUGACAAUGCCCCAGUUUUUGACCAUUUUGCUUAUAACGCCACCUUAACCGAAGCCUCCUUGAUUGGGACUCCUGUCUUGCAGGUCAUUGCUACCGAUGCCGAUUCCGACAAUAACAAAAUCAUUCAGUACCAGAUAGUCCAGGACACUUUCAACAGCACGGAUUAUUUUCACAUCGAUGGGACAAGCGGACUGAUCCUAACUGCCCGCUUGUUGGACCAUGAACUGAUGCAGCAGUGCAGCUUAAAAGUACGGGCCACUGAUAAUGGAUUCCCACCUCUAAGCAGUGAAGUUCUAGUAAAUAUCUACGUGACAGAUAUGAAUGACAACCCGCCUAUUUUUAAUCAGUUGAUCUAUGAAUCUUACGUCAGUGAAUUAGCUCCUCGGGGUCAUUUUGUGACCUGCGUCCAAGCUUCCGAUGCAGACAGCUCUGAUUUUGACCGAUUGGAAUACAGUAUCUUGUCUGGAAAUGACCGUACCAGUUUUGUGAUGGAUACCAAGAGUGGCAUCAUCACACUGUCAAAUCAUCGGAAGCAGAGAAUGGAAUCAAUGUACAGCUUGAACGUUUCGGUUUCUGAUGGUUUGUUUACCAGCACUGCUCAAGUCCAUAUCAGGAUUCUUGGUGCUAAUUUGUACAGCCCCGUAUUCACACAAAGUAUUUAUGUGGCAGAAGUCAGAGAAAACGCUGUCCCAGGAACUAGAGUGAUCCACGUAAAAGCAACCGAUGGAGAUUCGGGCGUCUAUGGUCAGAUCAGUUACUCCAUCAUCAACGAUUUUGCCAAAGACAGAUUUGUCAUUGACAACAAAGGGCAGAUCCUCACCACGGAGAAACUCGAUAGGGAGGUCCCUUUAGAAGGUGACAUCACCAUAUUUUUAAGAGCUCUCGAUGGUGGAGGGAGGAGCACGUUCUGCACGGUCCGAGUCAUAGUGGUGGAUGAGAACGACAACGCCCCACAGUUCAUGACUGUGGAAUAUAGAGCAAGCGUCAAAGCAGAUGUUGGGAAAGGCCACUUAGUCACCCAGGUCCAAGCUCUUGAUCCUGAUGAUGGAGCCAAUGCUAGGAUUGUCUACUCCCUGUAUAGUGAAGCCUCUGUUUCUGUUGCGGAUCUCCUGGAAAUUGACCCAGACAAUGGAUGGAUGGUAACCAAGGGGAAUUUCAACCAGCUGAAAAAUACGGUGCUAUCUUUUUUUGUCAAAGCCGUUGACGGUGGCAUUCCUGUGCGACAUUCCCUUAUCCCUGUAUACAUACACGUUUUACCUCCAGAAACCAUCCUGCCUUCGUUUUCUCAACCCCAGUAUUCCUUUACAGUAUCAGAAGAUGCCCUCAUAGGGAGCACAAUUGAUGCGCUCCACGUUUUGCCGAACCAAGGCGUCGCCUACAGCACAGUCAACGGCGAUUUGACCGGAAACAACAAGGAUGGAGUUUUUAUUAUAGAGCAAGACACUGGCAUUAUAAAACUGGACAAGAGGCUGGAUCAUGAGGCAGAUCCCGCCUUUCAUUUUAAAGUGGCUGCAACCUUACAGCUUGAUAAAGUGGACAUUGUGGUCACCGUGGAUGUGGACAUUAAAGUUCUAGACAUCAACGACAACAAGCCUAUUUUUGAGGCGGCCAAGUAUGACACGAUCGUAAUGGAGGGAAUGCCAAUAGGGACUAAACUUGUACAAGUCAAAGCAACCGACGCAGAUUCGGGAGCCAACGGUCAAGUCACCUAUUCUCUCUUAACAGAAUUAGAUAUUGACCGGAUCUCGGAAGUGUUCACUAUUGACAGCAACAGUGGCUGGAUCAGCACCUUAAAAGAUUUAGACCAUGAGACGGAUCCCACUUUUGCCUUCACGGUGGUUUCUUCUGACUUGGGAGAAGCCCUGUCCCUCUCCUCAACCACCUUAAUCUCCGUCACUGUGACUGACAUCAACGACAAUGCUCCCGUAUUCCAGCAGGAGAUGUACAGGGGGUCUGUGAAAGAGAGCGACCCACCGGGAGAAGUCGUGGCUGUCCUUAGCACUCGGGAUGAAGAUACCUCUGACAUCAACCACCAAAUCAGCUACCAUAUUACAGGAGGAAACCCCAAAGGGAAGUUUGCUCUUGGCCUGGUUCAGAAUGAAUGGAAGGUGUAUGUCAAGAGGCCUCUGGAUCGAGAAGAACAGGAUGUCUACCUGCUGAACAUUACAGCCACUGAUGGACUGUUCGUCACCCAGAGUGCGGUGGAAGUGACCGUCACCGAUGUGAAUGACAACAGCCCAGUCUGCGAUCAGAUCAAGAGUACUAAACGCUCCAAAGGAGGAGACCACACUUGUACACCAUCCCUACAAUAA
Molecule: messenger RNA, 5615 nt
Organism: Thamnophis sirtalis
Lineage: Eukaryota; Metazoa; Chordata; Lepidosauria; Squamata; Natricidae
Source: RefSeq, a predicted model, not a curated record